GUGAGUUGGGUUCCACAUAAACUGAACUCCAUAAUGGGCGCAAUUCCACAGGUCCUCAUUGUAGUAACACUUAUAGCUGUUGCUCAAGCGGGCUACCUGGGCGGUGGAUAUGCAGCAUACUCCGCCCCCGCUGCCUAUGCCGCCCCAGCUUAUCAUGCCGCCCCCGCGUAUGCUGCACCAGCCAUUGUUAAGGCACCUGUCGCAUACAAGGCAGCUCCCGCUGUUGACUAUUAUGCGUACCCUAAGUACAGCUUCAGCUACGGUGUGAAUGACGCUCAUACAGGAGACAUUAAGAGCCAAUGGGAGGAGCGGGAUGGUGACGUGGUGAAGGGGGAGUACAGCCUUGUGGAACCUGAUGGCACUGUCCGCACUGUGUCCUACACAGCAGACGCACACAACGGAUUCAACGCCGUCGUACACCGCAGCGGACCAGCCGUUCAUCCCGGAGCUGUGGUCAAGGCAGUAGCAGCGCCCGCCAUCUACAAGGCCCCCGUGUAUGGAGGUUACUACCAUUAACCGUUCUCAGAGUGACCUGCAGCUCAACAUAUCAUGCCAUGUUACCCUACCUGUGUCAGAAUCAUACUCAUAUGACAACAUUUCAUUCCAUUUACAGCGUUCACAGGAAGAAGUUGUAUAACUUCAAAAGUACUAAGUACUUUGUGAUAAUGGUCUGAAAGCGACAUUGCAAUUAAGAGCCGCUGUGUUGUCGCGGAUUCCUCAUUUCAUUCUCUUGCCUAUUUUAAUGACAGAUGUAGGCGUAUUUAUAUUUGCAGCUGCCAUUACGUACCAUAAAAGACAUGGAAGCCAUCUGUGGGUGAAUGUGAGAAACGAGACGCAAUUUUCGAAACUUAUCUCAAAUUCAGCAGAUGGCUACCUGUCUUAUCAGUUAAUCAUUAACAAACUAAACUCACUUUCGCUUGGGAAGGCUGAUCAAUGUCAAUUUCGGUUUACUACAGAGAAACUGAGAUCGAAACAGUCAGACCAACUUAAAAUUGAUUGAGUUAAUAAUUCUGUGUUACAUGUCUUCUCAGAAGAAAUAACUGCAUUGUCUUUUAUCUCUCUGGGAUGUCUUUUGUUCUGUCGCCCCUUCUCACCUUCAGACCCUGAUGAGAAAAUCUCCAGUUUUCGCCAUGAUAUACAAAAAUUACACAUAUUGGGAGCUUUCUUUGACUGAAAAUUAUUGUUGGUUUUAUCCCAGUUACUAUAUUCCAAAUAUUUCACUACAGAUCAGCCUAUUUCUACAGCAGCCACGUGGUUACUAAGUACUUUGUGCGCCAGGUGAGCAGGGCUUAUAGUCCAAACGUUGCUUGAGGCUGAGACACACAGAGGGAAUAUUUAUCGACAUAAAGCAGUUUGGAACUGGAACAUGCCUUUAUACUUUCAUCAGAAAUCUAUGUAUACAAUCCUUCCAUUUCCAAAAAACAAGCAAAGAACUGUCGUCAAAUAUUCCAAGAGUUCGCUACCAUAUGUAACUGGGGAGGGGUAACAAAGAUGAAAGUGGCGUGUAACAUAAUGUUCAGAAGUUUCAUAUAUUUUAUCAGAACUAAUCUGCUACAUAUAUCAUAAUGCCAUAUGUUGUUACGUUAUGUAUACAUGAAAUAACUCUCCACCACAAAUUGCAUAGUUUAGAGACAAGCUUAUGAAGUUGGUA
Molecule: messenger RNA, 1651 nt
Organism: Cryptotermes secundus
Lineage: Eukaryota; Metazoa; Arthropoda; Insecta; Blattodea; Kalotermitidae
Product: cuticle protein 19
Exons: 3
Coding region: 34-516 (160 amino acids)
Cellular component (GO): extracellular matrix
Source: RefSeq, a predicted model, not a curated record